CUCUCCGCCAACCAGGCCCAAUGCUCUGCCGACAACGCCGCCUGCAAGGGUGCUUGUGAGGAUGCAUACAACACCUGCAGAACCACUCGUGGCCCUGACGGCCUCUCUGCCAACAUGGCCCAGUGUGCCGCCGACUACGCUGCCUGCCUGGGCGAGAACCCCUUC
Molecule: messenger RNA, 165 nt
Organism: Aureobasidium melanogenum CBS 110374
Lineage: Eukaryota; Fungi; Ascomycota; Dothideomycetes; Dothideales; Saccotheciaceae
Exons: 1
Source: RefSeq, a predicted model, not a curated record